GGAAUUCGAGGAGCGCCCCGGGAACGGGCAAAAGUUGGGUCCCGAGACACCAGCUCUUAACCAAGUAAGAGUCCAUAGCCAUUUUGGUUCAAGGCUGCGUCUGCUGAGGCUCUCUUUGUCUGCACGAGCCACUCAGAUCCCCGCGCUCUCGAAGAAAUACUGUCGCCCGUCUAGCAAGAAUGGCCUCUGAGAUCGCUGCCCUCGUGGUGGACAACGGCAGCGGCAUGUGCAAGGCCGGUUUCUCUGGAGACGAUGCGCCGAGGACAGUCUUUCCAUCGAUCGUGGGUCGACCCAAGAUGCCCAGCAUCAUGGUGGGGAUGGACAUUCGCGACAGCUAUGUAGGUGAUGAGGCCAUGAGCAAGCGCGGCAUCCUCUCUCUGAGGUACCCCAUCGAGCACGGGAUGGUGACCAACUGGGAGGACAUGGAGAAGAUUUGGCACCACACGUUCUACAACGAGCUUCGGGUGAACCCUGACGAGUAUCCUGUCCUGUUGACCGAAGCGCCAAUGAAUCCCAAGGCAAAUCGAGAGCGCAUGACGCAGAUCAUGUUCGAGACCUUCAAUGUGCCGGCAGUUUACGUCGCCAUCCAGGCUGUGCUGUCGUUGUACGCCUCCGGACGCACUACCGGGAUCGUGAUGGACUCGGGCGACGGUGUUUCCCACACUGUCCCAGUGUACGAGGGGUUCGCCCUGCCGCACGCCAUCGAGCGCCUGGACCUGGCUGGUCGGGACCUCACCGAGUACCUGACCAAGAUCCUCACCGAGCGCGGCUACUCGUUCACGAGCUCGGCCGAGAAGGAGAUCAUCCGGGACGUGAAGGAGAAGCUCUGCUACGUUGCCGUGGACUUCGACGCCGAGCUCAAGGCGGCCAACGAAAACUCGGAUCGGGAGAAGACCUACGAGCUCCCCGACGGCAACGUCAUCGCUGUGGGCAGCGAGCGUUUCCGGUGCGCAGAGGUUCUCUUCCAGCCGAGCCUGGUCGGCAAGGAGGCGAGCGGGGUGCACGAGGCCACCUUCAGGUCCAUCAUGCAGUGCGACAUCGAUGUGCGCAGGCCUCUGUAUGCGAACGUGGUGCUCUCGGGGGGGACCAGCAUGUUCCCGGGCAUCGGGGAGCGGAUGACGAGGGAGCUGAGCGCCCUGGCACCACCCACGAUGAAGGUCAAGGUCAUCGCGCCGCCGGAGCGAAAAUACUCCGUCUGGAUCGGUGGUUCGAUCUUGUCCUCCCUAAGCACCUUCCAGCAGAUGUGGGUCUCGAGGGAGGAGUACAAUGAGUCUGGGCCGGGCAUCGUGCACCGCAAGUGCUUCUGAUCACGGUCUGCCUGGGCAUUGCUACAGCAUGUACAGAGCUGGCAUUCGCAGGCGGCGACCGAUGUACAGGUUGAGAGUUGUUCCGACCUCUGGCGUGUCAAAUGGAGGGCCGAUGAUCUCUUUAGCCUCCAAGCUUCACGGCGGUACUCGUCGGACUGUUUGUAGCCCCCGCUUCGGCAAGAAGAGGUAAGUUUCGGUCAGCUCCAGCUUACUGAGAAAAACAAAAAAUGUUUACCCUUAGGCAAGCCUAAUUCGGGAACGAAGCCCA
Prorocentrum cordatum is the source of this 1575-nucleotide messenger RNA. The record is from the annotation of a GenBank genome assembly. NCBI's taxonomy places the organism in Eukaryota, Dinophyceae, Prorocentrales, Prorocentraceae.